CUAGCCGCGGGCACAAUGGGCCUAGUGCCUGGAGUUAGGUUCCUCGGCCGUUAUCGGACAGUGCGAUGCCACCCUGCUCUCAUCAGCCGCUGGCCCGCCAUCUCCUUGAGCCCUAACACCAUGCCUUCAAUUAAGUUGCAGAGUUCUGGUGGAGAGAUAUUUGAAGUUGAUGUUGAAAUUGCGAAACAAUCUGUGACUAUUAAGACCAUGUUGGAAGAUUUGGGAAUGGAUGAUGAAGGAGAUGUUGAUCCAGUCCCCUUGCCAAAUGUUAAUGCAGCAAUAUUAAAAAAGGUCAUUCAGGGGUGCACCCACCACAAGGAUGAUCUGCCUCCUCCUGAGGAUGGUGAGGACAAAGAAGAGUGAACAGAUGAUAUCCCUGUUUGGGAUCAAGAAUUUCUGAAAGUUGACCAAGGAACACUUUUUGAGCUUAUAUUGGCAGCAAACUACUUAGACAUCAAAGGUUUGCUUGAUGUUACCUGCAGGACUGUUGCCAAUAUGAUCAAGGGGAAAAUUCCUGAGGAGAUUCGAAAGAUAUUCAAUAUCAAAAAUGAUUUUACUGGGGCUUCCCUGGUGGCG
This is a messenger RNA of Orcinus orca (killer whale), 576 nucleotides long. Its product is annotated as S-phase kinase-associated protein 1-like. The record is from RefSeq and is a predicted model, not a curated record. Bases 16 to 363 code for a protein of 115 amino acids. Lineage: Eukaryota; Metazoa; Chordata; Mammalia; Artiodactyla; Delphinidae. The transcript has 2 exons. Gene Ontology annotation, molecular function: cullin family protein binding. Gene Ontology annotation, cellular component: cytoplasm; nucleus. Gene Ontology annotation, biological process: SCF-dependent proteasomal ubiquitin-dependent protein catabolic process.